Chrysochloris asiatica (Cape golden mole) is the source of this 921-nucleotide messenger RNA. RefSeq names its product solute carrier family 25, member 47 (gene SLC25A47). The record is from RefSeq and is a predicted model, not a curated record. Gene Ontology annotation, molecular function: transmembrane transporter activity. NCBI's taxonomy places the organism in Eukaryota, Metazoa, Chordata, Mammalia, Afrosoricida, Chrysochloridae. The transcript has 6 exons. Gene Ontology annotation, biological process: transmembrane transport. Bases 1 to 921 code for a protein of 306 amino acids. Gene Ontology annotation, cellular component: mitochondrion.
AUGGAUUUUGUUGCUGGAGCCAUUGGAGGCGUCUGCGGUGUUGCUGUUGGCUAUCCCCUAGACACAGUGAAGGUCAGGAUACAGACGGACUCGAAGUACACAGGCAUCUGGCGAUGCGUCAGAGACAUAUACCGUCGAGAGAGGGUGUCCGGUUUCUAUAAGGGCCUCUCGCUGCCUGUGUGCACUGUAUCCCUGGUCUCAUCUGUGUCUUUCGGCACCUACCGCCAUUGUCUUGCGCACAUCUGCCGGUUCCGGUACGGCAGCUCGGACGCCAAGCCUGCCAAGGCCGACAUCACGCUCUCAGGAUUCACCUCUGGCCUUGUCCGCGUGUUCCUGACCUCGCCCACUGAGGUGGCCAAGGUCCGUCUGCAGACACAGACACAGCAACGGCGACUCUCCGCCUCGUCCACUGUGUCCCCCAUGUGUCCUGUGCCCCCUGCUCUUACAUGCCUGGCCCCUGAGUCUAAGUAUCGUGGACCGUUGCACUGCCUGACCACGGUGGCCCGUGAGGAGGGUCUUUGGGGCCUCUACAAGGGCAGCUCAGCUCUGCUUCUCCGGGAUAGUCACUCCUUUGCUACCUAUUUCCUCUCCUAUUCCAUCUUCUGUGAGUGGCUCACCCCAGCUGGUCAGAGGCAGCCAGAUGUCUUGGGCGUACUGGUGGCUGGUGGCUGUGCAGGGGUGCUGGCCUGGGCUGUGGCCACCCCCAUGGACGUGAUCAAGUCGCGCCUGCAGGCAGAUGGGCAGGGUCAGCAUCGCUACCGGGGCCUCAUGCACUGCGUGGUGACCAGUGUGCGGGAGGGGGGCCCUCGUGUCCUCUUCAAGGGGCUGGCUCUCAACUGCUGCCGAGCCUUCCCCGUCAACAUGGUGGUCUUUGUCACCUAUGAGGCCAUACUGAGGCUGGCCCAGGGCCUGCUCACAUAG